UAAGUUUCGUUUGGUGCAUAACGUAGGCUCAGGGAAACGGAGGCCGGCUUUUCAGAACUUCAGUCUUCAGUUAACAUUUUGGUUCAUUUUAUUUAAGUUGAAUCCAUCCAUGUUGAGGCCUGGAUUGAUGAGACAUUCUUCUUUCAACUUGGUGGCUACUUUGCUCUGUUCUCCAAUUGUAGAAGUUUCCUCAUCUCUUGGUAUUUGGAACUCCAUAUUCCAAGUGACGAGACGUGCUUCCCAUUAUUCAGCUGAGGAAAAAUUGAAUAUUCUUGCUAAGAGGACCCUUCGCAAAGCAGGAAUUGAGACUUCCUCCAAGAUGACUGCUGACAUAUUAUGGCCACCGGAAAAAGUUAGAGGAAUGACAACUCUUGACCAUGAAGCAUUCCACAAGACCAUCACAGUACCAGUAGCACACGUUUCUCUGAGCGCCGUUUCACCCGUCUUCAAAGUAUUGAAGAAGUACUACUUGAAGCUCUGCAAUUUUUCUGCCAUCAAAGAAGGGCCUCCUGGAACGAAUUAUAAAGUAGUGUACUUGAAUCCAUUGUCAUUUCCAGGCAAUGAAUCCAAAAUUUCAGAAGAAAUUGAUGAAUCAUGCAAAAAGUUCUUCAAAACUGUUUCUUCUGGUGAACGACCCGUGCAGUUCCUUACUUCACAAAUUGAACUCACGUAUGAAAACUGGGAUGCACCAGAAACAAUUCAAGCUGUGCUACCAUUGGAAGACAACGGCGUCUCAGGAUAUUCCAGGGUUGGCCAUAUAAUUCACCUCAACUUGAAAGAGCAUUUGCAUCCGUACAAAAAUAUAAUUGGGAAGAUUAUUCUAGACAAAAGUCCAACAGAAGUUUCAAUGGUAGUUAACAAGGUUGAUACAAUUGAUAACUCUGACAACACAUUUAGAUGUUUUACCAUGGAAGUGAUUGCUGGAGGCGGAGAUACUGUUGCAACUGUAAAGGAAAAUAUGUGUACAUUCACUUUCGACUUCGCAAAGGUGUAUUGGAAUCCAAGACUAUCAACUGAACAUGAGAUGGUGGUCAAGAUGCUUGAUAGAAGUGACGUACUGUACGAUGUGAUGGCAGGUGUUGGACCGUUCAGCAUCCCUGCAGCUGCGCAGAGGAAGUGCCGUGUUGUCAGCAACGAUCUGAACCCAGAAUCUUUUCGAUGGCUAUGCCAUAAUGUUGCGCUAAACAAAGUUGGUGAGAGAGUGACUUGCUUUAAUCAGGAUGGAGGUGACUUCAUCAGAUCAACACUCAAAGAAGACCUGAUCGCCACGUGUACAGAUCCCGAUUUUCAAGGUGAAAUUCAUGUUACAAUGAACUUGCCCGCAAUAGCAAUAGAAUUUCUGACCAACUUUGUGGGUCUCUUGUCCGAUGCCAACCUGUGCAGCGACACGUUCAAGCUCCGCGAGCCGAUAGUCCACGUUUACAUGUUUUCUAAAGAUCUUAAAGCCAGCAGCUGUGCCACACGAGUCGCCUAUUACUUGGGAUUAGUUGAUGAACUCCCAGAUUUUGAUGCAGAAUUCACAACAAAGCUUCAAGCAUAUACUGUCGCUGCAAAGUCUCAGAAAAGUGCUUGUGAUGAAACUUGUAAAGAAACCGAGGCAUUCACCCCUAACAUUAAAUUCGUUAAUGACAAGUACGACAUACCUGGCUUGAUAGUGAAGCAUCUAAGAUUCGUCCGUAAAGUUUCUCCGAAUAAAGCUAUGAUCAGAAUGAGCGUUGUCAUCAGUAAGGACAUUUUAGUGAAGAAGAAGCCCGUUCUCGACAGACGGGAAGGACGAUUGCAAGACCAACAUGCCAGCAAGAAGAGAAAGUUAGAAACGGAAAAUUUCUGAGAGUUUGCAGCAUACCUUUCCAUUUCAUAGUCCAUUGGCGCCAUUUCCAUUUUGUGAUCCAUCGACUAAUUCUUCCGGUCAUUGUAGGUUAUUGACUUAGGACCAUUUAUGAUUUGUUCUAUAUUCACAGUGUGAUUUUCUCAGCUGAAAUAUGUGGUAUAAAAUCUGUAUCCCGCCCUAUUUAUUUGAAUCAAACUCUUAUAAAAU
This is a messenger RNA of Hyalella azteca, 2038 nucleotides long. Its product is annotated as tRNA (guanine(37)-N1)-methyltransferase. Gene Ontology annotation, cellular component: cytoplasm; mitochondrial matrix. The transcript has 2 exons. The record is from RefSeq and is a predicted model, not a curated record. The coding region runs from base 110 to 1831 and encodes 573 amino acids. NCBI's taxonomy places the organism in Eukaryota, Metazoa, Arthropoda, Malacostraca, Amphipoda, Hyalellidae. Gene Ontology annotation, biological process: mitochondrial tRNA methylation; tRNA N1-guanine methylation.